Molecule: messenger RNA, 1398 nt
Organism: Rotaria sp. Silwood1
Lineage: Eukaryota; Metazoa; Rotifera; Eurotatoria; Philodinida; Philodinidae
Source: the annotation of a GenBank genome assembly
AUGUUUGUGUCCUCAAAUUAUGCGAUUCGUUUAUCUCCACUAAUUGCUAAAUAUUUUACGAGAUGUUCUCUAUCAAAUUUAGUAUUAAAACCAUGGCUAUCAUCACUUGGUAGUAGGUUUAAUUAUACAAUUCAAAGUAGUUUUCAUCAUUCUUCGAAUAUAGCAACCUCAAAAUUCCCUACAGUUUUCUCAAACUUGCAUACACGUUCAUUUCAUACAUCAAGUAAACGAGAUAAAAAAGAUUAUUAUGAAGUUUUAGGUGUACCUAAAACAGCCACAGCUAAAGAAAUCAAAAAAGCUUAUUACAAACUAGCGAAACAGUAUCAUCCAGACACGACCGAUAAGAAAGAUGUUGCAAAUACAAAAAAAUUUCAAGAAGUUUCAGAGGCUUAUGAAGUCUUAAGUGAUGAAACAAAACGAAAGACUUAUGAUGCAUAUGGUAUGGGUGGUGAUCCAUUUAGUUCUGGUCAAGAAUCCUAUCCUGGUAGUAGUUCAGGUCCUCGUCCAAGUGGUGCAAGUCAAGGUGGUUUUCGUGGUUAUGAAUAUUAUCAAGCUCAAGUUGAUCCUGAAGAAUUAUUUCGAAAAAUCUUUGGUGAUGCAUUUAGUCGAGCUGGUUUUGGUAAUCAUGAAUGGAUGGAUGAACCUGAUGAAAAUCAAUUUGGUAGACAAGGUAUAACUCAAUUAGCUCUUGAUUUAACAUUUCAAGAAGCAGUUCAUGGUUGUAAUAAAGAUGUUAACAUACGAAUUGUUGAUGUAUGUCCAACAUGUAAAGGUACUCGUUGUGCAGUUGGUACACAACCACAACCAUGUCGAACAUGUAAUGGUACAGGAAUGGAAACCAUUGAAACAGGUCCAUUUUUUUUACGUGCUACUUGUCGAACAUGCCAUGGUCGACGUGAAACAAUUGCAAAACCAUGUUAUGAAUGUUCAGGAAAAGGAAAAACUAUACAAAAAAAAUUUACAACAAUACCAAUUCCACCUGGUGUGGAAGAUGGACAAGUAAUGAGAGUUAAUCUUGGUGUAUCUGAAAUAUUUGUUACAUUUCGUGUUAAACCGAGUGAAAAAUUUCGAAGAGAUGGAGAAGAUAUUCAUAGUGAUAUUGAUAUAUCUAUUACUCAAGCAACACUUGGUGGAACAGUUAAAGUUCCAGGAAUUUAUGAGGAUCACGUUUUACAAAUUCCACCUGGUACACAAUCUCACCAACAUUUUCGUCUUAUUGGUAAAGGUAUUAAACGUCUUCAUCGUACAGGAACUGGUGAUCAUUAUGUACAUGUGAAAAUAAAAAUUCCUACACGAUUAACAGCUAAACAAAAAGAAUUGAUGUUAUCAUUCGCUGAACUUGAAAAAGAUACGGACGGAACAGUUAAUGGUUCAUCAAAAACUAAAUCAGGUAAAUAA